GUUCAUACAACUGUUUCAGUCUGUCUCGAAACGUUACGCAUUUACGUUUCGUCGACUUUCGCUAACGGUUGCUAGGGUUAUUGCACACUUGAAACUAAAAUGGCAAGUUCAUUGAGUCCUCUUCAAAUUUCGCAACUAAAAGAUUCAUGGUCAGUGCUUGCACAGGAUCCGAGCCAGUUGGCGUCAGCAUUGGUAAUCAGGUUGUUCAAAGAAAAUCCUGAGUAUCAAUCAUUAUUCAAGCGGCUUAAGAACUUAUCAAUAGACGAACUUGCUUCUAAUCCCCAGUUUAUGUCACAUGCAUCGAAGGUAGGAGCUGCAUUGGGGUUGACUAUCGAUCACCUUGACAAACCUGAAGAAUUAGAAAAAAUACUAACAAAUCUUGGAAUUAAACAUAAAAAAUACGGACUCACAGCGAAACAUUUUCAGGUUAUUGGAGAUGUGUUGGUUGCUAUGAUAUCAGAAGCAAUCGGAAAUAGUGAACCAGAAUUAUUAGACUUGUGGAAAUCCAGUUUAACUUCAGUACUGAGUAUUAUAAUUGCAGCAUGCCAAUAAAGUCCAUGACAACAUUUUAGUGAUAAUUUCACGAUCACGCAAUUUAUUAAUUGUUACUAUGUAGGCUAUUUUGAUGGACGAGGAGUGUUAUUACUUUUCGUAAUAAUAUUAUUCGUAUAUUUUUGUCGAGGGUUGUUAAUUUUUAUGGUCUCAUAUUAAUAUACUAUAUACUAUUGUUAAAAUAAAUUAAUAAUACGUACAUGUCAUGUUCUUAAUUUACGAAACUAAAUAACACUUAAUCAGUUGAUUGAUACAAUUAUUAUUGUUUUUUUUUUAAAAUCAUUUUCUUUAUUGAAACUUAUUUUAUUUUAUCAUAUGAAUUAUACGACUACUAUGCAUACUGUAAAACUAAUAUAAUGUUUUAAAAUAUUUAUGUUUCAUUCUUUGUACAUUUUUUUAAAAAUAUUAAUAUGUAUGUUGUAGAAUUAUUUAUUUUAAAAAUGUGUUUGUGUGCAUACUAUGGUUAAGUUAUUCUUAGAUACAACAUUUUUACUACAAUAUAUAUUUUAUUAUAAUG
Messenger RNA from Myzus persicae (green peach aphid), 1069 nucleotides. Its product is annotated as neuroglobin-like. Gene Ontology annotation, molecular function: oxygen binding; heme binding. NCBI's taxonomy places the organism in Eukaryota, Metazoa, Arthropoda, Insecta, Hemiptera, Aphididae. The record is from RefSeq and is a predicted model, not a curated record. The coding region runs from base 100 to 552 and encodes 150 amino acids. The transcript is spliced from 4 exons.